GAUUAAUCAUCAGUGCAAUAAAAAUUGUUGAAUUAGAGUAAGAAUUUUUUAAAGCAUGUACCUUCCUUAUUGACGAGGAAUCAUUUGUUUUGCAGAUUCUUUUCCUUUAUGAGUACCCGUCUUGGGGAAUGGUUGUUUCAAGAAAUUAAGUCAUCAGUCAAGUAAAUUGGUAUCGCGUUAAUGAACAAAUUGAGUUAUUUCAUGCACUUGUGCAACUUAAGUCACAUAUUAUAGUAUUAGAGGACAUUUAUCUGUUUCAUAAUAGUAAUUGAAGUAGGAAACAGUUCAUUUGUUCCAUGGUCACUCGUGAUACCAUAUUUUCUUGGUGAUAACAAUAUACUUUUGAACACGAAAUAGAGAUACUCACUUCCAAGUUACUUCAUCUUCAUACUGUUUUUUGUUUGCGAUUUAUUUCUUCUUUUUUUUUUACUUAACUUCGUUCAUCGUCGAGAAAGUAAAUGUGUCCGUAUUAUUUUGAAACCUCUAGAAAGAAAAUUAAAGCGAGCUGUGUGUAAAUUACUAAAUUAUAGUUGAGAUAUUAAGCUGAAACUGCUAAACCUGUUAUCAUUUAAAAGUAAUGCGUAUUUUAACAUUGAUCACGUGCUUUGGAACAUCUGUCUAAUACAUUUUGUGUGUUUAUAUUUAUUUGGUAUUUAAAGUAACAAGAAAUUAAACAACUUUUUUAAUCCAUGAGCCUUGCCUGUGAUAUUUCUAUACCAAACAAACAUUGAAAUGCUCGUAAGUAACAUUAGAUAUGUCAAAUAGGAAAAUAAUUUGUGGCCUGGGAUUAUAUGAAUGGAUUUUGGUCCCAAAUGUUUAAAGAAAAACACGGUCGUACACUUAAUACAGAAGUACUACAUUACGUAUACUGUAACCUCACUUGACAUACACCUUGUAACAUUUUAUGACUUAAGCGGCUUAAGCUUUAUGCACCCGAACCGCAAGGAUUAUUACUGUCCAUUGUUGUCAUAAUGGAGCUGUGAACUGAGUUAAGUUAUACAAUAGCCAGUUUGACUUAUAAGGGUGGUUUUACAAGAUGGAUGUCAAGUGAGGUUACAGUACCUCAAUCACUUUAUUGUGGAAACAAUGUGAACUAACAUAAAUUUAUAUGUUGAAAAACUUCGUCGACCUCCAGCGGAUGUAAUGGUGCAUAUUUUAAAGCACUGAUUACAUCUUGCAUUACGUUUGUUAUUAAUUAGUUGACCCGUUUUCCAGAAGUUUUCAAAAUGUUUCUUUAAAUCUGUGUAUAAAAUUGACAGAUUGUUUGUGGUGCAAUAACUAAAAUUAUUUUAAGAAUAUAUCGGUAGAGUCGGUGUUUUUGACGUAAUAAUAAAAUUAUGGGCAAAAUUCAUGAAAGUCAAUCUUCACUAAUUCCUAAUCUCUAAUUUACUUGUUUUCGUGAACCAAAGGACUUAUACAGACAUUUACAAGCUGUAUAGAGAAUUGUACAAGUUACAUAAACUUUUUAUUUAUUUGUAUCAGAAAAUAACUUACACAAAAAAGUUGUAUACAAAUUAUUCGAUAGUUUUAAUUGUGAAUAUGAAACCAACAAAGGUCGAAUGUUAUUUUUGAAAUGUAGCUAGGUGUGUUAUUUUAGCAUACAAUACUGUAAUAAAAUCUUUUGAAGUCUUUUCAAAGCAAACACCAUGUCGUAAAUCAACUCAUAUCUAUUGAAAGAACGUCCGUGUAUAAUGCCACAUUCUCAAUUAAAUUUGCAUUUAUUAUCACGUUUUUUAUAAAUAUAAACUUGUCGGUAAAGCUUAGAGAUUGAAGUCACUUCCGGACAAAAUAUGUUGUCAUUUCCAAGUCCAAGUGUUGAUACCUGUUGUGUUGUGAAACGAAUGCCAAAGAAAACGCCUAGAAUUGUCAGCAGUUCAUAAUUUCAAUGCUUAAAGUAAAUGAAGGCUGAAUUUUCUGUAUUUUUCAGUCUAGAAAUGCACCACAUGUCAGUGACGAUUUAUUAGUGUACAUUAAUCAUGAAAAAUAGCAAAAACGUUAAUGUAAAUAAAACGCGUAAUAUGUUUAUUUUGAAAAACACGUUAUAAAACAUACAGAAACGCAGCAGUAAUUAAUAUCGUUUUUAAAUUUUAAACAUUUUGUAAAAAACUGCUCCAAAAGCUCUUUUAUUUUGAAUAAUUGAAAGGAAUUUUGGCAAUGACUUUGGUCCAUUGUGAAGUGAGUGUUUUUAUUGAAAUAAAUUUUGUAUCUGUAGCCAAAAAACGGUUCCCCAAUUCUCAUUCCACUGUGUUAUAAUUGUAUUAGCAUAAAUAAAUGCACAUUCCUCUUGUUAAGAGAUGAUAAUGCCGAUGUAAGCAACCAUUUCUUGUUAUGUGUCUGAUUUAUUUAUUUUCGUGCGGCCUCCCCUCGUCCAAGUUGGACUCGUCCCAGCAAUCGAUUUUUGUCUGCCGGUAUCUAAUUAUAUUGAUAUUGUAUAAUUUAUGCAAUGCAUAAUCUCCACCAUCGCCAUUUGUACGUCAGAUCUAGCCCUUUUCGCAAAAAACACCCCCAAAAUAGCCUUCCGUUUCAAAAUGAAAUUAAUUGCUGGCAAUAACGCAGCUGCCAUGACAGUCCCUUUAAACAACAGACCCGGCAAAUACACGAAAAUGUGAAUAGAAAGUCCGCUUAUUUCUCCGUUGUUCCGAACGCUGCGCCCUCGUGUCGCACACCAAAAUGAUCGUCGAAAAACGGCGAAAAUUUUGGUGUGCGUCACCCCCGACGUUGCGUCCGCCUAAACGAAAAAACUUAGGUUAAAUUAAAUGUCAAGAACCCAUUACCAUGCGUAUCGUUAUUCGAUUCUAAAGUCGGCGUUCCGGCGAUUUCGAGCGGCCAAUCAGAACGACGCGGGAAACACUCGUGACUUGCGCCGACCAAUCGGAAGCGCGCGAUUUGAAUUCCCUCUUCAUUCUUUGUGGAUGACGACAAGUUUUGUAUACAUUCGUUGGGUGUAAAGUGCUGUCAGUGUUAAAUAUCUUUUUAUCGAUGAUUUAAACAAAAUUACAACCAGACACAACGAACUGCCAUCAAAUUGCAAAUCACGAAGUACAGAGAUGUCCGCCGUCAUGGACAUGUACUUGAGCGCAUCCGAUUCAAUGCCGUUUCAAGACAUCCUGGACAUCGACAUAAAAUCAGAGAUUGAGUCUUUGGUCGGUGGCCACAAUGACUUCUCGGGAUUCAAUUUCUCGGAACUACCUCCACUCGAACUCGAAGAUGUCUCAGACAUAAAAUGGUUCUCUUCCAAUUCGAACCAUUCGAAUUCCAGUUUGAAUUUAGACUUCAACGGAGAAGAACGCACGACUAUGGUUAAUCCAAACGCUGUAAUGCCAGCGAUUUCGUUAGCCCAAAACAUACGAUCACCCUCUCCCACGUUAAAAGAAAGCCAUUUGACGUUCUCGCCUUCAACUAUUAAAAUUUCCGCGAUUAAACAAGACACGAAUCAGGUGAAGAAAGAUCUGUUGAAGAGGUUGGGCGACGACGAAAGAGACGACAAACCUCCCAUUCUGAAAACAGUGAGUAAAAUGACGCCGAUCUUGGCCAAACCUCCCGCCAAAACGAUAACGAAAACACCAACGUUACUCACAUUUAGGAACACAGUAAAUAAACAAAUCCAUUCGCCAAUCACAGUAGCUCAAGUUAAUAGUAUCAAUACGGUUAGAACUGUCUCGUCCACGACGGGCAGCCGAAAAAUAAACAAUCGAUAUAGCGAAGAUGGAGAGAGGGUGUACCCAAAACCCGCUUACAGCUACAGUUGUCUAAUAGCUAUGGCUUUAAAAAACAGCAAGUCUGGUAGCUUGCCGGUUUCCGAAAUUUACAAUUUCAUGUGUAAACAUUUCCCCUAUUUUAUAACGGCACCUAAUGGUUGGAAGAACUCUGUUCGACACAACUUGUCGCUUAACAAAUGCUUCGAAAAAAUUGAGAAGCCGGCUCUGAACGGAGCGCAACGGAAGGGGUGUUUGUGGGCUAUGAAUCCGGCUAAAAUUAGCAAGAUGGAUGAAGAGGUGCAGAAGUGGUCUAGGAAAGACCCAUCAGCGAUCCGAAAGGCUAUGAUCAAUCCAGAGAACUUAGAGUCUUUGGAAAGGGGAGAGUUGAAGUUUUCUUGUAGUUACGACGAAGGGGAUAAUUUUGGGGAUUCUUGUGGCAGCGCCGAGAGUGAGGAGGGUUCCGAUUACGAGCAAGAAGUAGAAGGCAGCACGAAAGUAGAUUUCGAUUAUAUUAACGAAACUACUAUAAAAACAGAGACCGAGGAGGGUAGCGAUUUGGACAUUGAAGUAAACAGCGAUCUCGAUAUAGAGGUUUCCGAUGGUAUGUACGAAGACAUAGAAGAAGACCAGGAGAUGUUGAGAGUGGAGAUGGCUUUGGCCCAGAAGGAACUAAUGGAAUACGAAAAGACAGUCAAUAACAAAAGACGGAGGACGUACAUAGUUCAAAAUUAAAUAGUAUCAGUUCUAAGAACUUCAUGUUGGUGUCCAUCUGGUCACACAUCUCCAUUAAGUAAAGUGAAGCUGUGUAAGAUUGGUGAUAAUUGUAAAUAAUUGUAACUUUCCUGCCUGUGUAUUUCUUAAGAUUACUUGAUUCAUUGUUUUAUACUCGAAGACUGCCCUCUCUGUCUCUAGUUAAACACUAACUAGUUUUAUUUUUUAUGAAACAAUGAAUUGAACCUUAGUUGUUAUAUUUUGUAUUGUAAAAACUGUAAUUUGCCAAGACAGUAUUGGAAGUAGAUGUGGACUGAUGGCAAGAGUUGUGCUUCGAGUGCGAAUGCCGCCGCAUUCACGCUGGAAGUUCUCGUGUAUUUCUUUAUUUUACAAAAUGUGCCUUUGCUCCAAACUCAACUUCUGGGUCUUUAUAUUUCCUCUCGGUGGGACCAGUUCACAGAUUUGUUUGUUCCGAUUUUACUUGCGAUUUUAUUAUUCUUUAACUUAAUGUGUCAUGUGAUAGUUUGUCCUUGGUUGUUUUACACAUAAUUUAUUUGGAGUAUUAUUGUAGCACGUUAACCGGUGUUAGAUUUGUUUACACGCUGCAUUGUAAGGGCUGGUCACCCCUUACACUACAGCCGAAGAGAAAGUCGAUGUCAAUCCGCAUGUAUGAGCUGCAGGUUACGAAAACGUCUGUAUUAGGUAGGGUUUUUAAUUUUUUAAGAGCAAAAGAGAACAGACUUUAUUUUUUUAAUUCUCAGCUUUCAUUAGCUGUUCGGAAGUUUUGUACUAUACUAUGAUUUUUUUAUCUUAAUUUUAAGUGAUUUGUUAAGACGAUGUACAAAUUUGUUAGUUUUAAUAAGAUCCUUGUAAAAAUAAAGUCAUGACUUUGUACAGUGCAUUGUUUGAUUUCCUUCCAUCAAAGAUGAUCGAAAGUCAAACGAGGGGAUUUAUUUUUACAAGCGAUUCAAACCAUAACAUAGAUGAAUAGAAGUGACACGAUUGUAGGUACAUUAAUUUCCAAAUAAAUGAACAGUUCGUACAAA
Zophobas morio is the source of this 5455-nucleotide messenger RNA. RefSeq lists its product as uncharacterized. Gene Ontology annotation, molecular function: transcription cis-regulatory region binding; DNA-binding transcription factor activity, RNA polymerase II-specific. Gene Ontology annotation, biological process: regulation of transcription by RNA polymerase II. The record is from RefSeq and is a predicted model, not a curated record. The transcript has 3 exons. Bases 3048 to 4430 code for a protein of 460 amino acids. NCBI's taxonomy places the organism in Eukaryota, Metazoa, Arthropoda, Insecta, Coleoptera, Tenebrionidae.